Panthera uncia (snow leopard) is the source of this 2017-nucleotide messenger RNA. RefSeq names its product metabolism of cobalamin associated B (gene MMAB). The transcript is spliced from 11 exons. Lineage: Eukaryota; Metazoa; Chordata; Mammalia; Carnivora; Felidae. Gene Ontology annotation, molecular function: corrinoid adenosyltransferase activity. Bases 51 to 1004 code for a protein of 317 amino acids. The record is from RefSeq and is a predicted model, not a curated record.
GACCUGGACGGGAGCCUGGCGGGGUCAGCCCCUGACGAGCUGCCUGGCGCAUGGCUGUGUGGGGACUGGGAGCCCGCCUUGGCCUGCGCGGGGGCCUCGGCGCCGGCAGGCUGCUGUGUCCCCGUUUCCAGAGCCGCGGCCCCCAGGGCGUGGAAGACGGGGACGGGCCACAGCCUUCCUUGAAGACACCCAAGAUCCCCAAGAUAUACACCAAAACAGGAGACAAAGGGUUUUCUAGCACCUUCACUGGAGAAAGGAGACCUAAAGAUGACCAAGUGUUUGAAGCCUUGGGAACUACAGAUGAAUUAAGCUCAGCCAUUGGGUUUGCUUUGGAAUUAGUCGCAGAAAAAGGCCACCCGUUUGCUGAAGAGCUGCAGAAAAUCCAGUGCUCGCUGCAGGACGUCGGCUCUGCCCUGGCGACCCCGCGCUCCUCGGCCAGGGAGGCUCACUUAAGAUGUGCCGCAUUCGAGGCGGGGCCCAUCCUGGAGCUGGAGCAGUGGAUCGACACAUACUCCAGCCAGCUCCCCCCUCUCACGGCGUUUAUCCUGCCGUCGGGAGGCAAGAGCAGCUCCGCGCUGCACUUCUGUCGGGCCGUGUGCCGCCGAGCAGAGAGACGGGUGGUGCCUCUUGUCCAGAUGGGUGAGACGGACGCUAACGUGGCCAAGUUUUUAAACAGGAAUGGGAGACACCCAGAGCAGAGUCUCUUCCACUGCCCCCAAACCCUGCCCCCAGAGAGAUGGCCAGGCAUCAGGAGGAGGGGGGUUCGAUCUCAGUGGGGGCGUGGUCAGGGAAGGUUCCAGCAGGACCCGGCAUGGAGCUGGCCGCAGAGGCCCUGGCGCCACAGUCACAGAAGCUGGCCUGGAGUGUCAUCCAUCAAAGCCCAAGUUGGCCGAGCACCCGCUGUCCCGCCCGAUGCUCCUGGGACUCAGCGACUAUCUCUUCACAUUAGCCAGAUACGCAGCCAUGAAAGAGGGGAAUCAGGAAAAAAUAUACAAGAAAAAUGACCCGUCGGACCGAGCCUGAGGCACCUGGAAAUAAUGCAAAGGGGGAGAUCUGUAGAGCCCUCCGAGGUGAAGAGUUUGUCCUUCCUGUCCUGAUUCUUGAAGAUCUCGCCCAGGGGGGCUGGAGGAGACCCCUGUCCUCCCCACUAGGCUCUCCUGGGUCUUAGAGGAGGUGGUAAUGAAUGAAUUCAGUAUGGGGGAAAAUAAGGCAAAGUGAUCCCAGCAGUGAAAAGCCACAUAGAAAAAAAUUAAAAGUGGGAAAAGCUUAAGCCGUGAGUGUGUGUGUGUGUGUGUGUGCGCGUGCGUGCGUGUGCGCGUGUGCGUGCGCAUGUGGUGAGAGAGCCCUUCCCCUGCCGGCUCAGGUGGCAUAAAGAUUUGGAACGAUACCAGAGACCCUGGGAAAUGUAAUUGGGAUUUAGCUGGGCCAGAGGGGCUGUAAAUGUCACGUUUAUAAAGGGGAAGGCAGGCGGGAUUUGGAAGUUCGGUCACCUCCGAGCCACCAUCCCCACCUACAUGUGGGGGCAGGGCAGCUGCACACUGACAGGUGAGGCCUCACGACUUGCUUCGGACUCAGGGAUGAGGGACCAGGGUCCAGGGAAGAGGGACCGAGGAACGGCACGGCUUGGAGAAGGAUUUCUUUCUCUGCCGGUUUAUGCCUCUGAGAUCCAUGCCAUGGCUGUAUUUUAUCUCUCUUGUCACCGCCGCCCCCUCCCACUGCGAGAUGACACUGCCAGUGCCAGCUGUGUCCUUGGGAAGGGGAUAUUUAUGCAGGGCGAGGAGGCGGCCCUGAGAACGUGAAGAUCGCGCGCUGCUAAUUGCGGGAAAUGACUCCGGAAGGGCAGGCUCUCGCUAACUGUCAGGGCCAAGAUGCCUGGUGAACUCGGCUCAGCAAUCAUUCACUUGCGGAGCCCCUGCUUCACAUCGGGCACCGGCUCGCUUCAGGCAGGCUGGUCACUCUGCUGUCCUCCUUUUGCCAGCGAGUCAGCGAACAUUAAAAUGAUCGGUCACACGUAUAA